Molecule: messenger RNA, 1955 nt
Organism: Esox lucius (northern pike)
Lineage: Eukaryota; Metazoa; Chordata; Actinopteri; Esociformes; Esocidae
Product: claudin-3
Exons: 1
Coding region: 415-1068 (217 amino acids)
Biological process (GO): bicellular tight junction assembly; cell adhesion
Cellular component (GO): bicellular tight junction; plasma membrane
Molecular function (GO): structural molecule activity
Source: RefSeq, a predicted model, not a curated record
ACUGUUUUUCUAAAGAGCCUGCAGGCACCUGUUCGGCUAAGUGACAUCACCAACAGAGGACUCCUCCCUCCUCAUCUUCCUCCCCUGGGCUAUAAAGGAGCUUGGUUUUCAUGGUAGCAUUACCAAGCCACAAUUAAACAACAAAUCAGAGAUCAAGAGGGGUGAUCACACAUGCUGCCAUCACAAAGAAGAGCACAAAGAACACAAGACAAAUCUUAGGAUUCAAAUCUAUAUAUUUUGUAAUAAGAACAUUAACGGAUUUCAAAUCUAAACUGGACUAAAUCCUCUGUUUAUUCUAGAAAAUGUGUCCCUGAUUCUGGAAGUUAAGAAUAUUGUGCACUUCUAGAUUCCAGUGACCUCAUCGUUUCUCCAGAAAGGGCAGGUGUAGAAGAGAGACUCACCCAGGGAGCCAGAAUGUCGAUGGGCAUGGAGAUCGUGGGCAUCGCCCUGGGAUUCAUUGGAUUCAUCCUCGGUAUCGUGGUCUGUGCUUUGCCAAUGUGGAGGGUGACAGCCUUCAUCGGAGCCAACAUUGUCACUGCUCAGGUCAUCUGGGAGGGGUUGUGGAUGAACUGUGUAACCCAGAGUACGGGCCAGAUGCAGUGUAAGAUCUACGACUCCAUGCUGGCCCUGGCCCAGGACCUCCAGGCUGCCAGAGCCAUGACCAUCAUCGCCAUCAUCCUCGGGGUUCUAGCGGUGAUGAUCUCCAUUGUCGGAGCCAAGUGCACCAACUGUAUCGAUGAUGAACCCUCCAAAGCAAAAGUCAUGAUCAUCUCCGGAAUCUUCUUCAUCCUGGCCAGUUUCCUUAUCCUCAUCCCUGUCUGCUGGUCAGCCAACACCAUCAUCCGAGACUUCUACAACCCCCUUUUGAUCGAGGCCCAGAGGAGAGAGCUGGGGGCUUCCCUCUACAUUGGCUGGGGGGCAGCCGCCUUGCUCCUGAUAGGAGGGUGCAUGCUGUGCAGCUCCUGCCCCCCCAAGGAGGAGAAGAGGUACCCACCCCGCAUGGGCUACUCUGCCCCUCGCAGUGUGGGUGGCAAUACAGCGGGAUACGACAAGAAGGACUAUGUUUGAGAAGGACAAGAAGACAAAGGGUGACAGAUUAGAGGUGUCUCUGUCCUGAUCAUUAAUGUGUAUUUUUGCGGUCUAAAUGACUCCGACAUGAAGGGAUGUGUGUGUUUAAUGUUAUGGCUCUUCUUUUCCUCCUCUGCGUGUUUCUGUGUAGGUUCAUUGUUUAGCUUUUGUCUUGUGUGAAGAGUGGUCAGGAUUCUCAGGGCGAGGAUGACUUGUAAAUAGUUGUAUUUUGUAUGGAGAAAACAUAUAUUUUUAAAUUAGAUUUGUUGAUGAGCUGUGUGUGUGAUCCAGGUCUAUGCAUAAAAGUGGGGACCUGAUGUUAAAGUUAGCUUUAGGCAUUAUUGGUUAGGGUUGGGUGUUAGUGCUAGGCAUAAACGUUAGGUUAUUGAGCUAAGAUAAGGGAUAAGAUUAGGGCUCAGGGAUUGUGAGCAUGAAUUUCUGGGUUUCAGUUCCCCCAUACGCACAAACACCUGAAUAACAAACGUGUGUGUAGGUGUGUGUGUGUGUGAAAAGAUUUCACCUGUCCCCAUUUUGAAAAUGGCAAUUUAUUGGCUUAAGUGUUAAGGGUUAGGAUUAGGAAAAGUAGGUUUUUGUAAGGCCAAACAAACGUUGGUGUGCCCUUUAGAUACUGUAGCUAAGUAAAUGUGUGUGUUUUUGUGUGUAAUUUUGCAUAUAUUUGGCUAUGCGAGACUUCGCUGGGACAGAAACCUAACAUGAGUCCAUGAUACAGCCUCAGGUCAUGAUAGCAGGGAUAUCUUCUCUAUUCAUAAGUUCACUCUACACAGGCCUAUGUUAUGUAUGAUAGCUUUUUCACACCAAAUAUGUCAUUUUAUCUUGUAAAUAUGAUGAUACUGUACUGACAUUUGUAAAUAAACAAGAUAAUUCCA